Molecule: messenger RNA, 1552 nt
Organism: Saccostrea echinata
Lineage: Eukaryota; Metazoa; Mollusca; Bivalvia; Ostreida; Ostreidae
Exons: 2
Coding region: 201-1535 (444 amino acids)
Source: RefSeq, a predicted model, not a curated record
UUAUGGGCAGAUAGUCAUUUUCUUUUGAACUGGAAUGACGGUGUCCCAAAGGAAAUAGAAAGAUGCAACAUAUUAACAAGGAAUUUAAAUUACAGUGUUGGUUAUCUCGGAUCAGCGCUUCCGUUUAAAGAUCGCUGAUAUCCAUCUUUGGUAUAGGCCAUGCUGUGUUUGUGCAAUACUUAUACCGUGUUGGAUUGACAAUGGAAGGUGUUAACACGAGCAGAUUGCCUCCGAUUGUACGGUUCCAGGUCGGCGGGUUUGCCACAGAGAGGGAGCCACCGGAGCGCAGCUGGGCCAGGAUCCGGACAUGCCUGAUCGACAAUCCUCGAGACUCAGGCCAAAACAAGAGGCAGGAGGUCUGGUCUUACCAUAAAAAGAACAGGGGUGUUUUAAGGUCGUUAGUGAAAAGUUUACCAAAUAUUCCGUUCCGAAUAGGUAAAAAUAAGAAAAGACGAAGCCAGUCGGAUCACGAAUUGGCUUCGAAGAAUGAGAAAAGUGAAUCAUUUCUUCCGAAGAUUUCCCCAGUUGGAAUUGAAUCGCCGACGAGAAAUGGAAAAAUACGACCCUUAGGAACGGUGAAUAGAAGUGAUGACAUCAUUCCUGUAGGAAAACAGAAAAGUCAGAAGAAUUUAGAAAACAGUGCAAUACGAUUUACUUCAACAGACAACGUAAAUAGUAUUAGUCCUGAUCAUGUGAAGGAAUCUAGAAGAACGGACGACCGAGAAAAGUCUGAGAAAAGUCUCAGUAAAAUAAAAAGUGAAUCUCGCUUGCCUAGAUUACCUGUACUAAAACAACCUCUUAGCAAGUCUAGGGUGGUUUCUUUCUCUACAAACGAUUUGAACAAUUCUCCAAAAAUAAUUGACAGCAGAAGUGAUUCGCCGUAUUCAGAUGCAAGUGAGACAUCAGAAAAUUCCACAAAGGGUUUUGAAAACGUGAAUUACGGGCAUUCUAGUCAGCAUACUACUGAACCAAUUCAGAGGUCGCUACUUGAUAUUAUAAACGGUAACCAUUUAUCCGACGCACGAAUGAUGGGUGAAAGGGCAAAAAAGGAGAGAAAAACCGGAACCGUGGAGACGGCAACUUUUCCGGGUGCAGAUGUGGACAAGGAAUGGUUUGAGAAGGUGUUGGGUGAUAAGGAAAUUAUUGACAUGUCUAAUUACGACAAUUUCGCUAGAACACCUAGAACCCGACCACUUGGGGAGUCCAUGAUGAAGGGUCAAAAUGUUCUCAGCAGCAGUAACUACCCAGAACAGAAACCACAGACUGUCACUUCUCGAAGUCCUCUGAGAGUACAGUUUGAUCUCCCCUCUGAGGAAAAGUCCCCUGUGAAACCAACAAAUACAGCUCCGGUGACGAAAUUGGCAGGAGAACCAAUUGCAGGCUUUCAGAGAACAACUAAUUCACCCAGUUAUUUCCCCUUGUUUAGUCGAGAUGGAUUACCAAUGCGCAGAAUCGGUGGGCCAUCUAAAAACAAACAACAGUCGUCCAAAUUAAAAAUAUCAUUUCCCAACAGUGAACCAGUGGAAGAUAAUUAAAAAUUUACAUUUGUAAA